Molecule: messenger RNA, 1653 nt
Organism: Microdochium trichocladiopsis
Lineage: Eukaryota; Fungi; Ascomycota; Sordariomycetes; Xylariales; Microdochiaceae
Product: myo-inositol-1-phosphate synthase
Exons: 3
Coding region: 1-1653 (550 amino acids)
Biological process (GO): phospholipid biosynthetic process; inositol biosynthetic process
Cellular component (GO): cytoplasm
Molecular function (GO): inositol-3-phosphate synthase activity
Source: RefSeq, a predicted model, not a curated record
AUGGCUCCUCAUGCAGAGUAUGAUGCGGGUGCCGCAAAUGGUGAUGGGCACAUUGUCAGCGGCACCAAUGGCCACACGGAGCCUCGCGGCGAGCUAUUCACAGUUGACUCUCCCAAUGUUACUUACACCGAGAACGAGAUCCUGUCCAAGUACACCUACCGGACCACGAGCGUCACCAGGAAUGCUGCCGGCAAGUACAUCGCGACCCCGCGUGAGACGCUGUACGACUUCAGGGUGGACCGCAAGGUGCCCAAGGUCGGCAUGAUGCUCGUCGGGCUGGGUGGCAACAAUGGCACCACGGUGACGGCCGGCGUCAUCGCCAACCGCCGCGGGCUGGUCUGGGAGACUCGCGAGGGCCCCCGCGUCGCCAACUACUACGGCUCCGUCAUCAUGGGCUCGACCAUGAAGCUCGGCGCGGAUGCCGAGACCAACAAGGACAUCAACAUCCCUUUCCACGACAUCCUGCCCAUGGUGCACCCCAACGACCUGGUUGUCGGCGGCUGGGACAUUAGCAGCAUGAACCUUGCUGAUGCGAUGGACCGCGCGGCCGUGCUCGAGCCGACGCUCAAGGCUCUUGUGAAGAAGGAGAUGGCUGCCAUGGUGCCCCUGCCCAGCAUCUACUAUCCCGACUUCAUCGCGGCCAACCAGGAGGACCGGGCCGACAAUGUGUUGCUGGGCAGCAAGGCCUGCAUGGAGCACGUCGAGAAGAUUCGCAAGGAUAUUCGCGACUUCAAGUCCCAGCACGGCCUGGACAAGGUCAUUGUCCAGUGGACCGCGAACACUGAGCGUUAUGCCAACAUCAUCCCCGGCGUCAACGACACUGCCGACAACCUCCUCAGGUCGAUUGAGCAGGGCCAUGAGGAGAUCUCCCCCUCCACCGUCUUCGCGGUCGCCUGCAUCCUCGACAAGGUGCCCUUCAUCAACGGCUCACCGCAGAACACGUUCGUGCCCGGCGCAGUCGAGCUCGCGGAGCGCCACGGCGCCUUCAUUGGCGGCGACGACUUCAAGUCCGGGCAGACCAAGAUGAAGUCGGCCCUUGUCGACUUUUUGAUCAACGCGGGCAUCAAGCUGACGUCGAUCGCGAGCUACAACCACCUGGGCAACAACGACGGCAAGAACCUCAGCUCCCACAGGCAGUUCCGGUCCAAAGAGAUCUCCAAGUCGAAUGUUGUGGACGACAUGGUCGAGGCCAACUCGGUGUUGUACAAGAAAGGCGAGCACCCAGACCACACCGUCGUCAUCAAGUACAUGCCGGCGGUCGGUGACAACAAGCGCGCCCUGGACGAGUACUAUGCGGAGAUCUUCAUGGGCGGACAUCAGACGAUUUCUAUUUUCAAUGUCUGCGAGGAUUCCCUGCUCGCGUCGCCGCUGAUCCUGGAUCUCGUCCUCGUCACCGAGAUGAUGACGCGCAUCCAGUGGCGGGCUCGUCCUGCUGCCGCCGCCGGCCCCACCAGCCAGGACGACGGCGACUUCAAGGGCUUCCACAGCGUGCUCAGCAUCCUGAGCUACAUGCUCAAGGCGCCGCUGACGCCGCCAGGCACGCCCGUCAUCAACGCCCUCGCCAAGCAGCGCGCCGCGCUGACCAACAUCUUCCGCGCGUGCGUCGGCCUCGAGCCCGAGUCUGACAUGACGCUUGAGCACAAGCUGUUCUAG